This is a messenger RNA of Cimex lectularius (bed bug), 2773 nucleotides long. RefSeq names its product vacuolar protein sorting-associated protein 16 homolog (gene Vps16A). NCBI's taxonomy places the organism in Eukaryota, Metazoa, Arthropoda, Insecta, Hemiptera, Cimicidae. Gene Ontology annotation, cellular component: endosome; lysosomal membrane; HOPS complex. The transcript has 16 exons. Gene Ontology annotation, biological process: vacuole fusion, non-autophagic; intracellular protein transport; endosomal transport. Gene Ontology annotation, molecular function: actin binding. The record is from RefSeq and is a predicted model, not a curated record.
AUUAAGCCGUUUCCCCCAUUAUAAUUUUCAACAGUCAACAUCAUAGAAAAUGGCUAUUUUAUUGACUGGGGAUUGGAGCCCUUUUGGCAAAGAUGAUUACUACAGAAAAAUUGAGGUCUACAACAUGGAUUGGUCUCCGGAGAUCAACCUGGAAGUGCUUUCUCUCACUUCGUCCUACUACGGCGGCCCCAUCGCUGUGAUAAGAAAUAGGAAAAAAGUGGUGAAAGUGCAAGGUAGCAGCAAGCCCAUCAUCGCGAUAUACAACGCAUCCGGAGUUGAAAUAUCAACGCUUUUGUGGGACAGUGGGUCUAUUAUUGAUUUCGGAUGGUCGUCGAAUUGCAACUUGCUCUGUGUAAGGGAGGAUGGGCAGGUCCUGGUGUACAACAUAUUUUCAAAGCCCCUUUUUAACUUUAGCAUGGGGAAGGAAGCACAGGAUACUAAAGUGAUUGAAGCAAAGUUUUUUAAAACCGUUCUUGGAACAGGAAUUGCUGUUUUAACAUCAGCUUAUAGAAUAUUUCUUGCAAAUUGUGUUAAAAGUGUUAAAGAUGUUAAGGUUCGAUCUGUACCCGAGCCACCAGGUGGUGGUUCAUUUGCUUGGGCUGUAGUCUGCGAAGACAGGCACAGUCGUGUGUUGGCUGGCCAGGGUAGGAUUUUAUAUUCCUUGAGAGAAGGGGAGAGCAAACCUGUUGAAUUAAAAAUAAACAUCGCAGAUGAAAAUUAUGAAAUUAAGGAAAUUGCCGCAAGUUUUGAUUAUUCAAAAUUAGCUGUGAUGACUGACAGAGGAAAGGUGUGGAUAGGAUCUGUAGACGGCUCUGUUUGCUUUAGAAUCUUCGACACGAGCAAUCCCUCAAGACCUUUUCAGCUGCUUUGGUGUGGACAAGAUACAGUUAGUAUCAACUGGGGUAAAACUAUCGAGCUCAUCGGUGUUGACGAAGAGAGCAUACAGUACAUGUACGAUGACACUGUCCUUUGUGUACAGGAGAUGGAUUGUAUCAGGGUGAUUUCAACUUUCACGAUGGAUAUGAUUCAGAAAGUGCCGCCGGAUGUGCGUGACAUAUUCAAGAUCAACAGUUCUUCCCCUGGCUCCUACUUGCUCGAGGCUUCUAAGCAGUAUCAGCGAAAAAGCCACCGUGCCAACGAGUAUCUGCAUUUAGUUAAACCUAAAUUGGACAGGGCUAUUAAACAGUGCAUCGAUGCUGCUGGGCAUGAGUUCAAUUCUGAAACCCAAAAAAUGUUAAUGCGAGCAGCACAGUUUGGAAAAAUCUAUAUGGAUGGAUAUAAUCCUACUGAAUAUGUUACCAUGAUUCGAGUCCUGAGGUGUUUAAAUGCAGUGAGAAAUUCAAAAGUUGGAAUUCCAUUGACUCUCACACAACUGACCACACUUGGAUUUGUCGGUCUUAUGGAACUUCUCAUGCUAAGGAGGCACCAUUUCUUAGCAUUGGACUUGGCAAAAUUCCUUCAGAUGCCAGAUUCAAGCAAAAUCCAGCUCCACUGGGCAUCGUACAAGGUUGAACAUUGUAAAAUUGGCGCUAAUGCCGAAUUGGUGGCUCGAGAUAUCGCAGCCAAGUUGGGCAAUGCAAAAGAUAUUUCGUACAAAGAUAUCGCAAAUAAAGCGUUAGAAUGUGGGAAAACUGAUUUAGCUAUUAAGUUGAUAGAUUAUGAACCAAGGGCGAGAUUGCAAAUCCCGGUGCUUUUGAAGCUCAAUGAUCCUGAAGAUACGACCGCACUGAAAAAAGCGAUAGAGAGUGGAAAUACAGAUUUAGUCAAUCAGGUUCUAUACCACAUGAACAAAAAUAUGGGAAAAGACAAAUUUCAGGUAGUUUCUUUCGUCUUUUUAUCUUACAAUUAAAUAAAAUAAACGUUAUUUAAUUUUCAGAUGAAGAUUAGAGAUUUCCAAUUGGCACAAGCCCUUUACUUAAAAUUUUGUCGUGAACAUAACAAAGGUGUUUUAAGAGACGUUUAUACACAAGAAGACAACCACAAGUGCCUGGCAGAAUUUUACAUCAGAGAAAGCUAUGAUCCUAAGGAAAUCAAGAUGAAGGGAGCUUCGUUAGUCGCAGCCAAAGAAUUUUACAAGAAAGCCAAAAUGGAAGCAAACGCCGCCCUUGUUGAAGACGAAUUAAAACUCGCAAAACACCAACACAAUUUUGAGAACAAAUUUAGAAAAAGUUUUCUAGGAAAGUCGCUACACGACACAGUCAAAGCGCUCCUCAUGAUCGAUCAGACCAACUUAGCAAACAAAUUGCGUGUCGAAUAUAAAGUUUCCGAUCGAAGAUAUUGGUUGCUACGUGUCGAAGUACUUGGAACUUUGAACAACUGGACUGAACUUGAUGUUUUUGCAAAGCACAAAAAAUCGCCCAUAGGAUAUGAACCUUUCUUCGAUGUUUGCGUGAAAUAUGGCCAACUAAAUGAAGCAAAAAAAUAUCUUCCUCGUGUUCAAGAGGACCACCUUGCAAAAUGUCACUUCAAACUCGAAAUGUACAGCGAAGCUGCUGAAAUGGCGUUCAAUCACCAUGAUAUCGCUUUGCUGAAGCAGAUACAGACAAGGUGUGAUUCAGAUUUGAAAGAAAGGAUCAAUUUUCGGCUUAAGAAUAUGAAAUGAAUUUUAAAGGGUAAAAAUUUAAGUAUAUAUAUUUUGAAAAAUCAUGUAUAUGUAAAAAAUUACUUUAACCAUUAUUUAUUUUUCAUUUUUUUAAUUAUUUUUUUUUUUUUUAUUAAGCUGUGAUUGUCAAUAUGCCUGUAUAAAUUAUGCUGUUUAUUAUUUUUUAAUCUU